AUGAAAGAUCCUGAAGAUGGGGAUAAUGUAGAAAAAUACAGUGAUAACAACGACGAAUUGUCGGACGGAAAAGAACGAUGGUCUUGCCCAGCCUGUUGUAGACAGAGACGAGUUACCCGAAGCGGAUCCACCUCUUCCACAUGCGGUGCUCGUUCAGAAACCACUGCUCCUUUACAACCAGAUCAGUCUACCCCUACCGACACUCUCACCCUUAUACUUAACCAAUUAUCAACUAUGGCCAGUGACAUAAAGGAUAUUAAGAACUCUCAAUCUCAACUCAGAACUGAUGUUGCUUAUUGUAGAAACUUGCUACAGCAACAUUCGGACUCGAUCUCUCGGCAUGAUAACUUAAUAGCGGCCUGCGAAACCAACAUACAAAAUAUCCAGUUUAUUGUCAAAAUUCAGAUUUUAUGUGCCACCAAGAAUGUUAAGACUUAA
Acanthoscelides obtectus is the source of this 438-nucleotide messenger RNA. The record is from the annotation of a GenBank genome assembly. Lineage: Eukaryota; Metazoa; Arthropoda; Insecta; Coleoptera; Chrysomelidae.